AUGGACCAGAAGCGGACGCAGGAAGCGUCCGAGACCGACUUCACGACCAGAGGCGGCCGCCCGGACGCGACGUCUGGCACCGGCAAGCCGCAGACCUCGCCGUGCAAGAGAGGUCCCGAGAUUCCGGACGAGGCGGGGACGGUCAAUGGCGAGCAGGCCCCGGCGGCGUCGCUCGCCUGGGUCCUCACGACCUGCGCGGAAACGGUCGUCGAGUGCACCGACAAGGUCGACUUCGCGGACGCCUGCGUCGCCGUCGGCCCGGUGCACUGCUCUCAGCUCACGACCGAGACGGUCCCGCGGCUCCUCCUGCGCGAGAACCGCGAGCUGGUCAUCGAGCAGGGCCGCGGCUGGGCCGAGAACGACCAGCCGUUCGCACUCACCGUGGCGCAGCACCUCGCCGCGGUGCGCGAGUGGAUCGCCUUCGAGGAGGACGGCCGCGGCCUCAGCGCCGAGAGGUGGGUCCAGGAGGACAUUAGCCGGCUACUGAGCUCGAUUAAAAAUAACCAGAACUGGAUCAAGAGCUACAACCCCGACGAUCCGUCGCCGUAUUAUCGGGACCGGCCCGACCCUCGGCCCGGGUACGAGAAGAGGAUCGCCGAGAACGAAGCUGAAAUCAAGCUCAUCCGGGAGCGGGGCUUUGAGACCGCGCCCGCGGAUCCGCGCCGCGCCGCGUUGCUCUCGCGCCUCGAGGCCACCGUCUACUGCCACGGCGCCAUCCACGUGCCCGCGGACAUGGACAACGGCGGCGAAUACCGAGACUGGGGCAACUCCAAGGAGACCUCCGUGGUCGUUUCUCUCGGCGCGCCGGCCGGCCGGCGGACGCUGUUCGUGUGCAGCGCGGCGGAAGGCAACAUCUGCGAUGCCGGGUGCUGGUGCGCGGGGCACGAGAUGUACUCCGUGCACGCGUUGCUCGAAGGCGCCGCCGCCGACGACGCGCCUCCCGAAGGCGGGAAGACGCGGGCUUUCGGUACGGAUCAGCAAGUACUGACGAAGCGGGCGGCGCCUGAGGAUGACAAGGAGGACAAGGAGGAGACGGGGCUUGGCUGGGUGCGCGUGCUGGCCUACGACUUCUCCACGGGCAAUGCGGGCGGCAUCCACGGCGCCGGCCUGUACACGGCCACCGAGGGCGACGCGGCGCGCCUCGUCGCGCGCCUCGGUGUCGAUGCGUCGGACCUCGGUACUGCCGUGCGCCUCGUCGUGCUCGCGGCGAACGUCAAGGGCGCGGGCCGCAAGCAGUGGGGCAAGUUAGAGCAGGCGCACGUCGACCCCAAGCGGUUUGAUUACGAUAGUGACUGCGGCUACAACGUGGAGACCUGGCCCGACAACCCGCGGCCCGACGACUAUCGCAUCCGCGGGGUCUGCGGCGCCGGCGCCGUCGUUACGUUCCCACGCAUCGGCCCGGCCGACGCGGAGCGCAAAGAGCCUCGGUUUGCGCGCGACGCGAUGAGAAGCUGCGGCGAGUCUCCCCGCGGCGUCCUGAAGCGGCUCAAGAAGAAACUGUCGGAGGCGCUCGAGCCCGCCGCGCUCGAGUCGCUCCCGCGCCUCGUCGGAGCUCUCCCCAGCUCCUACUACCUCCACGACAUCAUUGACGAGAUCGACGAGGCGCAUUACCAGCGGGAGCUCAAGCAUUUCAAGUCGUACAGCCCCGACCGGGACCCGGAUCCGGAGGAGGAGGAGUACUGGCGCCACGAGACCAAGCACUCCAUCUCCUAG
Molecule: messenger RNA, 1713 nt
Organism: Pelagomonas calceolata
Lineage: Eukaryota; Pelagophyceae; Pelagomonadales; Pelagomonadaceae
Source: the annotation of a GenBank genome assembly